GUUUUGCGGCAUAACAUUUUAAUGAAAUAAUUUGUUAAAAUAUCGAAAUAAUUUUACCAGGCCAUUUUUAACGGCCUUGUUACAUUAUUAAAAUUAACAUCUGGAUAUUAAAGCGUGCUGUAUGAAGUUAUAAUUAUAUAUUUCCUAAAUUUCCUUGUUUGCACGUAGAGGUUAGAAGUUUGGAAUUGUUUAACCGUUUGUAGAUUAAAUGGGUCGCAAAGGAAAAUUUGAUAAAGACCUCAGUGGUCGUGGAAGGAAGGCAAAGAAACAGAGCGAUCCAACAUUUCCAAAAGGAAUUCUAGGUAAAGAAUCUAAUACAUUAAGUCACCGGCAAAAGCAAAGAGCAAAGAAAAGACUAUUGAAGAACCAACAACUGAAAGAAAAUGCAAAGAAAAUGCUCAAAAAGAAACUAUUGUGGAACACUAUUGUGGAAGAGCAACAAGUACAGUCAAAAAAUAGGACAGACAUAUUAAAGCAGCAGAAAGAGAAAAAAGAGAAGAAAGUAAAAUUUGUCAAUGACAAAAGAGAUGACGAGAUGAAAAUCCAAUCUGAUCUGAGUUUAAAGCUAGAAACAAAAGUGAAUCAAAAUAAAAAGCAAAAAAAGGAGAACCAGAAAAAUAUAAUAAAAAAUGUAGGAAAUGAUAGUAAUAAAAAAAAGAAUGAUCACAGUAAAAAUGACGAAAUGAAAAUAUAUUCCAAUAAUCAAGUAUCGAAGCUAAGCAAGAAAGCCAAACAAAAUAAAAAACCGAAAAGCACGAAAACUAAGACCAAUAUAAAAAGUGAAAGUAAUAGUGAUAAUAAUCAUAGUGAAGAUGAAAAAAUGGAAAUAUAUUCUAAUAAACAAGUAACCAAACUAGGCAAAAAAGCAAAGCAAAACAAAAAGAAAAAUAUGAAAGUUAAGACCAAUAUAAAAAAUGAAGGUUAUAGUGAUAAUAAUCAUAGUGAAGAUGACGAAAUAGAAAUAUAUUCUAAUAAACAAGUAACCAAACUAGGCAAGAAAGCAAAGCAAAGCAAAAAGAAGAAAAAUAUGAAAGUUAAGAACAAUGAAGAAAGUGAAAGUGAUGAUAACAUGUUAUUUAAUGAUAAUGAUGAAAUUGAGGAAGAUGAAGAUGAACAAAUGGAUGAAGAGAAUAUAAGCGAGGAUGAAGAGAAUAUGAGUGAAAAUGAAAAUGAAACUAGCGAGAAUGAAGAGGAUAUGAAUGAAAAUGAAGACCGUAUGAGCGAGAAUGAAGAGGAUACAAGCGAGAAUGAAGAGGAUACAAGCGAGAAUGAAGAGGAUACGAGCGAGAAUGACACUCAAUUACUUUCUGCAGCAAAGUCAAAGAAAAACUUGAAGAAAACAAAAAAAUUUAUGGAGGAUGAUAUAGAAAGUGACAAUGAAGAGAUGGUUUCCAGUGAUGAGGAAGAAUCUACUGAAGAUGAACAAAUGGAGGAAGAUGAAGAAGAAAAUGAUAAAAGUGAUGAUGAUGCCUUACUUCCAAUAGAAAAAGCUAAUAAGAAAUUGAAAAAGAAGAAAGAGAAAGAACAAAAGCUUGCUGAGGAAGAAAUGGAAGAUAUGAUAGCACAUCAAAGUGUAUUCUCUUUUCCAACUGACAAAGAACUUACCAAUAUUACUAAUUUAAAAGAUAUUCAGCAACGUAUACGAGACGUUAUCAUGGUGUUAUCAGAUUUCAAAAGAUUACGGGAGAAAAAUAGGUCACGUUUUGAAUAUAUUGAAUUACUUCAAAUGGACUUAUGUACAUAUUACAGUUAUAACGAUUUUCUAAUAGAAAAAUUGAUGCAAAUUUUCCCACUGGACGAGUUAUUAGAAUUUUUGGAAGCGAGUGAAGUACAAAGACCUAUGACUAUCCGAGCAAAUACUUUGAAAACCAGACGACGCGAUCUAGCCGAGGCUCUCAUUAAUAGGGGUGUUAAUCUUGACCCAAUAGGAAAAUGGACAAAAAUUGGUUUAGUAGUGUAUUCCUCACAAGUACCUAUGGGUGCAACACCGGAAUAUCUAGCUGGACAUUACAUGAUACAAGGCGCUUCUAGUUUCUUGCCCGUAAUGGCGUUAAACCCGAAAGAAAAUGAAAGAAUUCUUGACAUGUGUGCUGCACCAGGCGGUAAAGCCUCACACAUUGCUGCUGUUAUGAAAAACACUGGAAUUCUAUUCGCUAACGACUUAAAUAAAGAACGACUGAAAGCUGUUGUUGGUAAUUUCCACAGACUUGGUAUUGUCAAUUGUAUAAUCUGUAGUUAUGACGGGCGAAAAUUCCCUCUGAUUGUGAAAGGCUUCGACAGAGUUUUGUUGGAUGCACCAUGUACAGGUACAGGAGUAGUCGCAAAAGAUCCUAGUGUAAAAGUGAAUAAGGCGGAAGUAGACAUUCAACGCUGUUGCACGUUACAAAGAGAGCUAUUAUUAGCUGCAAUUGAUUGUGUUAACGCGCGUUCAGAAUCGGGUGGUAUCAUUGUUUAUUCAACUUGCUCGAUUCUACCAGAGGAGAACGAAUGGAUCAUCGAUUAUGCUCUUAAGAAACGCGACGUUAAGUUACUACCUACUGGUUUGGAAUUUGGAACUGAUGGUUUCACGAAUUACAGACAAUAUCGAUUUCAUCCCUCACUGAAACUAACAAAACGGUUUUACCCGCAUGUACAUAAUAUGGAUGGUUUCUUCGUAGCAAAAUUAAAAAAAUUCUCCAACAAUAUUCUUAAUCUAAAAGAUGUGAAGGAAGAAAUGUCUGAUUAAAAUUUUCUUAAUUUGUUCAAUUCUUUUAUAAUCGGAUUACGCUGUUAUUACAUA
Messenger RNA from Mycetomoellerius zeteki, 2779 nucleotides. RefSeq names its product 25S rRNA (cytosine-C(5))-methyltransferase nop2. Gene Ontology annotation, molecular function: RNA binding; rRNA (cytosine-C5-)-methyltransferase activity. Gene Ontology annotation, cellular component: nucleolus. The transcript is spliced from 7 exons. Gene Ontology annotation, biological process: maturation of LSU-rRNA; rRNA base methylation. NCBI's taxonomy places the organism in Eukaryota, Metazoa, Arthropoda, Insecta, Hymenoptera, Formicidae. The record is from RefSeq and is a predicted model, not a curated record. The coding region runs from base 209 to 2725 and encodes 838 amino acids.